Messenger RNA from Phyllotreta striolata, 1565 nucleotides. The record is from the annotation of a GenBank genome assembly. Lineage: Eukaryota; Metazoa; Arthropoda; Insecta; Coleoptera; Chrysomelidae.
CUUCAUAUUUUGGGAAAAAAGGUCACGCGCUCUUGACGGACAUCGAAGACAAUAUCGGUAGAUUGUAGAAAAUUUCCGUCGACCAGUUUGAGUUUAGCGAAUUUGUAGUUUAAGUUUGGUAAUAGACUGAGCAAGAUGAAUAUCGGCUUGAGAUUAUUUUUUGUUGUAAUUUUGUCCUACGUCUGCAAUGCUCAGGGGUACCCCAAGGUAGUAUGCUAUUAUGAUGGAAAAGGCAACACUCGACAAGGACAAGCCAAAUUCGACAUAGCCUACCUGGAACCGGCCCUGCAAUUCUGCACCCACUUGAUCUACGGCUACGCAGGAAUCGACCCUCAAACCUACAAGAUAAAGCCCCUUAACGAUCAUCUGGACGUCCAGCAGCACAAUUUCCAGCAGAUCACCAAUCUGAAGAAGCGCUUCCAAGGGCUGAGGGUGCUGCUUUCCGUUGGAGGCGAUAGAGACGUGAUACCGGACACUGAUAAGGCCCUUACCUACACUAACCUUCUAGAAGUCUCAGAUAGAAGGCAUACGUUCAUAAGCUCAGCCAAAGAUUUCAUUAAAAACUACGGUUUCGAUGGCAUUGACUUGGCCUGGCAAAUGCCCAGGACCAAACCAAAGAAGAUCCACAGUGCUAUCAAAAAAUUCUUCAUCGGCAUCAAGCACGUCUUCGCCGGGGAAUCCAUAGUAGACGAAAAAGCCGCAGAACACAGAGAACAAUUCACGACCUUCGUUAGGGAUUUCAGAACUGCCUUGAGACGCGACGCUCUCCUGCUUACCCUUUCUGUGUUACCUAACGUCAACAGCACAGUGUAUUACGACGUUCAUCAAAUAGCCCCUCUACUCGAUUUUGUGACCCUACAGAACUUCGAUUUCUACGAACCUGAACGCAACCCCUACGAAGCCGAUUACACCAGCCCCUUGUAUGAUGUAUAUGGUAGAAAAGUCGACGAAAAUGGCGAUUUCCAAGUCAGAUAUUGGUUAUCCAAGGGCUGCCCGGGCAACAAAAUCAUCUACGGCCUGCAAACCUUCGGUCGUACAUGGAAGCUGAGCAGCGCUUCUGGGGAAACCGGCACCCCUCCGGUGACGAUCGACAGCGGCGCUGGAGAAGCUGGCGUCUACACGCAGGAGCCCGGUUUGCUGAGCUACAACGAGGUCUGCGCCAAGCUGCCCACGACCGCUGAAAUCCGCGCCGGCUACGUGGGGAAACUGAGGAAAGUCAACGAUCCCACGCCGAAGAAAGCCGCCGCAGAUGAGAGCUGGCAAACCAUUGAUGUAACGAAACGUUUCGGAACCUACGCUUACAAGCUGCCGAAGGACGGACAAGAUGGUAUUUGGGUGUCCUUCCAGGAUCCCGACACUGCCGCGCAGAUAGCGAGCUACAUAAGGUCCAGAGGUUUGGGCGGUGUGGCCAUCGUGGAUUUGACUUUGGACGAUUUCAAGGGUCUUUGCACGGGCAACAAGUACCCGAUUUUGAGGGCUUCGGCCAACAUGAAUUUGUAGAUGAAUUUGUAGAUUAUGUGAUUCGUGUUGAUUUUACUGAUGUUUUAAUAAAGAGAUAAGAACUG